Hermetia illucens (black soldier fly) is the source of this 2058-nucleotide messenger RNA. It is a transcript of the gene Alg11, whose product is annotated as GDP-Man:Man(3)GlcNAc(2)-PP-Dol alpha-1,2-mannosyltransferase. Gene Ontology annotation, molecular function: GDP-Man:Man(3)GlcNAc(2)-PP-Dol alpha-1,2-mannosyltransferase activity. The transcript is spliced from 5 exons. Gene Ontology annotation, biological process: protein N-linked glycosylation. Gene Ontology annotation, cellular component: endoplasmic reticulum membrane. The record is from RefSeq and is a predicted model, not a curated record. The coding region runs from base 148 to 1590 and encodes 480 amino acids. Lineage: Eukaryota; Metazoa; Arthropoda; Insecta; Diptera; Stratiomyidae.
UGUCAUCUGUCAACCACUGAGCUGGAAACGUCAACUCUCCGGUGUAGCUGGAAUUAGACCACGUAAAGAUGUAAACAAAUUGCAUUCGUCUGGACAACUAUUGCAUUUGCGCGCUCUACUUCCUAGAAAACUUACAAAAAUCAAAAUAUGUUCUCAAUACUGAACUUACUCUACGUACUUAUUGGACUUCUGCUUGUGGGAGUCGCGGUUUUGUUCGCUGUUUUCUUUGCACUCCGCAAAUAUAUUCUGAUUCAGAAGGAGAAGCUGCACAAGGGAAACAACGAUGUGAACGUCGGCAUCUUCCAUCCGUACUGCAAUGCAGGAGGAGGCGGAGAACGAGUCCUUUGGUGUGCUGUUAGGGCACUGCAGGCAAAAUAUGAAAAUGUAAAAAUUAUCAUCUACACUGGCGACACUGACGCUUCACCAAACACCAUCUUUAAUCGAGCGAAAAAUAUCUUCAACGUCGCCGUCGACGAGGAGAAUACAAGUUUCGUAUAUUUGAAAAAGCGACACUGGGUCGAAGCGAAAAUGUAUCCCUACUUCACACUGCUGGGACAAAGCAUCGGAUCAAUGAUCCUUGGACUCGAAGCAUUACUUAAAUACCAACCCGACAUCUAUCUGGACACAAUGGGUUACUCCUUCACAUUACCAAUUUUUAGAUUCCUAGGAAUGUGUAAAGUCGGUUGCUACGUUCACUACCCAACCAUAAGCACAGACAUGUUAAGGAGAGUGCAAAACAGAGUCUAUUCGCACAAUAAUCAAAAUUAUGUAGUGAAAAAUCCAUUUUUAACAUGGUUGAAGUUGCUUUACUAUAGGAUUUUUGCAAAGCUAUAUAGUGUAGUUGGACGUUGUUCACAAACUGUGAUGGUGAAUUCCUCCUGGACUGAAAAUCACAUUGUCAACUUAUGGGAUGUUCCAUUCAAAACUCACAGAGUCUAUCCGCCGUGCGAAGUGAACCACCUAAAAAAUCUCCAAUUUACCGGCAACGACAACGAAAAAAUUGUCAUUCUAUCGGUCGGGCAGUUUCGUCCGGAAAAAGAUCAUCCGCUGCAAUUGCAAGCAAUGUACGAGCUUCGAACAUUAUUGGUGAAAGAUGAGGAUCUCUGGAACAAACUACGUUUAGUGAUUGUGGGCUCGUGUCGCAAUGACGAAGAUCGCGACCGCCUGAAAAAUAUGCAAGACUUGAGCAAACAUCUUUCACUAGAAAAUUCUGUAGACUUUAGAGUGAAUGUUUCGUAUCAGGAGUUGGUUCAACUCUUCCAGUCCGCAAAGAUUGGAGUACACACAAUGUGGAAUGAGCAUUUCGGAAUUGGGGUUGUGGAGUGCAUGGCGGCUGGGUUGAUUAUGGUUGCAAAUCGGUCGGGCGGCCCGCUUAUGGAUAUCAUAGAAACAUCGGAAGGUAGUCAGACCGGAUAUCUAGCAGUGGAUGCAGUGGAUUAUGCAAAUUGUUUUCUGAGUGUUUUAUAUAACUCAAAGGAACAGAAUGAGCAGAUUCGGCAAGCGGCAAGAGCAUCUGUCGAUCGUUUCUCUGAGAAAGAAUUUGAAAUCAACUUCCUACGUGCAGUCAGUCCACUUUUCAAAACGGAUUAAGGGAAGGCGCAGUGAUAUAUUUACCAAUAAUUAUUGAUUAGAUAUAGAACCAAGAAAAAAUGUUGCAGUUAAGCUGGGUAACAAGCUCUUAACAUUCGGAACAUGUUACCGGGAAAGAAUAAUCUGAUUAAAAUGGCAACGAAGAUAAAUCUAAAACUAGCCGAAAUAAUUUGAUCACAUUUCAGGUAGAUUUACUUUCUUUUGUUGAUCCUAUGCUCCUUGUCCUCAGGGUUUACUUUUCAGAACUGAAACUGUGCAGCAUAUAUAUCCUUAAAAAGCUUAUUUCAAAUGUAGUUGUAAGAAAUAUCCAAGAUUUUUCAAAAGGUCAUUUCAGUUUUAGACUUUUAAAUAUAAUGUUAAACGAUAUUUUACGAACACAUGUAAGCAUUGGUUCGAGCAAUUAUUUCCUGCAUAUAUAUACGCAAUAUUUAGCCAAAGUUUGAUUAAAUUUUAAGAUUUUUGAGAUAA